Molecule: messenger RNA, 3576 nt
Organism: Symbiodinium sp. CCMP2456
Lineage: Eukaryota; Dinophyceae; Suessiales; Symbiodiniaceae
Source: the annotation of a GenBank genome assembly
AUGCUGAAGCCAAAAUGUCGCACUUUGUUAUCUGGGCUUCCGCUUGCAUCGUGGUGGGGCCUCUGCUCGGUGCAGGUCGGGCUUCUGAAGGCCCCUGCACAUCCCAACCAGGAAGCUACAGCCCGGGCCGAGGCUGUAAAGUAUCGCGGCGUGAGUUAUGACAAGCGACAUCGUGUCUUUAAAGCACGGUUGCAGGUUCGUGGCGGACCAGGCUACAUCGGCAACUUUAAGACCGCCACGCACGCCGCCGAAGCACAGGAUCAAGAGGUGAGACGCAUGUACCAAGAUGACACUCCAGAUCACAAUUUCCGGCGCAAGAACUUACUGAACUUUCCGUCGGAGGAGGAAGCUGCCUACCAUGAAACACAAGAGCAGGCACGCAAGCGCGGUCUGGAAGUACAUGGAGACGAUUGCAGGAAGGAGGCCAGAUCCUUCGAGCUGUUGAACGAGGCCUUGGAGGCAUCGGUUUAUUCAGAAGAGUACGAGCUCGUGCUCUUGACGGGGUCUUCCAAAGCAGAUGCUCUGUUGAAGCUGCGUGGCUCGUCACCAGCUGGUUUGCCAAUUCAGAUCAAGGCAGCAACAAGUCGGUGGAAGCAAGGAAGGGUUUACCAGUUUGGCAAGUGUCUGGGAUACGAAGGCAUGCUGGUCGUGUUUGUCGCAUUGGAUGGAGGCCACUUCUGGGCGGCCGCCGGCGAGGAACUGAAGGCUGAAAAAAUAGGCAUAACCAUCGGAUGCGAAAGUGACAUUGAUCGAAAGGUGGAAAACAUGGGGUCACAGUUGGUUGCCUGCUUCAAAGAUACGCGACAGUUUCCCCACAUGCCAGUUGAAGAGGCAGAGCACCAGUGCUCCCCUGUUCAUCGGGUUGAGGCAGCUGCGCAUCGGCAGCUCAGAAAUUUGUUUGAUUGCAUGAAUUGGAGCCUGUCCUGUCCUCAUGAACAUGGGACCACGAUCGACUCCCUUCUGGAGGUUGGCAUCGGGGACCGGGUGGUGCGCUUGCAAGAGAAGGCGUCUCGCUUCCAUAGGAGAAUGUGCAGGUAUAAAGUACAUCUGUGGAAAAGCGGAGGUUCGCGCCUGCGGGCUGCGUACGCGGAGGACGAUUUUGACUUGUUGGUCGCCUGUGUUUUGGAUCAGGCCGAGUUUGUGCAGGGCGUCUUCUUGGUUCCCACGUCCCAAUUGGUGCAGGAAGGCUUUGUGGCGAACGGGCCCCGCACUUUGGUAUUGCACCCACCAUGGUCUCCACCAAAGCGCAACAGCACCAAAGAGAAACACUCUUGGCAGCUUGACUGGUUCCUCGACCUCCGUGCCUGGCAGGGCUCCACGGAGCUGCCGGAUGAGCUCAAGAGGUGCAUGCAUCAGCUAAUUUCAACGGCGCUCGACGGCUUGGAGAGGGCCCGGCAGCUGCUGCCGGGGGUGGUCCAGCGCGGGGUUGCUGGAGCGGAGGGUGAUGACCAGGGGGAGCCCGAGGAGCAGCUUCAGAAGACCUUCAUGGACAUGUCCCGAUCCAGAGAGGUCUUCAAGCACUUCGCGGACGGCGGCGAGUUGAACCGCGAUGCGCUGAAGGAAGCCCUGCAAAUGCUGGGCCACGACUCCGUGAACGAGGAGUGGGUGGACGCCAUCAUUAAGGACAAGUUCUCUGACCGCUCCUUUCUGGAUCAGUAUGACUUCAGCAAGUUCUUGGCGGAGUAUGAAGCGUGCCACAUGGACUACGUGAGAAUGCGCUUCACAGAGGCCGAUGUCGACGGCUCCGGCAAGGUCGACGCAGGGGAACUUGCGCAGGUGCUGCGGAAAGCUGGCAUGACCCCAGUGACAGGAGUGGUGCCCCAGCUCAUUGCAGAGGUUUGUGGGCCUCGUGUGACCGAGGUGAACUUCAUGAGCUUCGCAAAGAUCCUGGGCAUCCUCCGCUAUCGGCUGGGAUUUACACAGGAGGAGUAUUCAGACAUCGCGACGUCCUUCAAGCGCCUCGACCGCCAGGGUCGUGGAGCUUUGACUCUGGCGGAGGCGCGCGGAUGCCUGGAAUGGCUCGGGUUUGACCUCAGCGUAGAGGAGGUAGAGCACUACAGCACGCGGGUGCUGAAGGCUCACCGUGGACGCACGCCGAAGGAGGAUCCCGAGGACAUGCUGCUGAGCGAGUUCGACUUCGUCCGGCUGGUGCGCUUGGUCCGGGAAGAGGACGCUCGGCGUGUCCUGUCCUGCCUGCUGCGGAUGCGCGGGGAGCAGGAAGAGGGCAGCCUGCCUGCCAGAGACCUGCCGACCCUUCUCUCAGACAUGAACGUCGCACUCGCCUCGCCAGACGUGGUCUUCGAAGCCCUGAAGGCGUUGGGCUUGGAAGAGAAGUUGGAGUUGACCUUGGAAGACAUCAUGCCGGUCCUAUGGCAACUCCGGCGCUGUCAGGGGCUUACCCAGGCUGAGCUCGAGCUCGCCCGACAGCAGUUCGAGCAAUGUGAUGAAGAUGGGUCUGGAGGCAUGGCCUGCGCUGAGCUCGAGUUCGCCGUCCGCUCCCUUGGCUUCCCAGUGAAUUAUGAGGAGGUUCAGGAGAAGCUUGAUGAGUGGGACAUGGACGAGUCUGGCGAGAUUGAGUUCAUUGAGUUCCUCAAAGUCUUGUCGGACUACAAGAAGAAGGAGCUCCAGCAAGUGCUGACCGCCAUGUUUACGGGCCAGCCGAAGCGCCGACCCUCCUUUGCCAUGCACGCCAUGGGUGAGCAGUCGCAGCCCCUGCCAGCUGCACCGAAAGCGAAGGCUUCGAUGCUCCAGCGCCAGCAGACGGAGCUACCCUCGCUGCUGCUGCAGUCAGGGCAUUCGCCCUUGCGUCAGGGCAGCGGUGUCUUGCAGUUCUGUCUGGACAGCCCAGCAGCAGCUGACAAGAAGCUGAAUCUCUGGGGUUUCGCGGGGCUGAUUGCCGAGUAUCGCAGCGAGAUCAAUGCGGAAAUUCGGCGGAACCAAGGCUUCACCGAGGCAGAGGUCAUCCAACUCUACGAGACGUUCCGCAGCUAUGAUCCACGAGGGUCCGGCAUCAUCGCCAAGUCACAGCUCCGCCGCUUGCUUCUGGAGCACUGCCCCCAUGCAGAGCGAACGCAGGCUGGCCGGGACCAGAUUGCGACGAUGAUUCGGGAGAGCGACCAGGAUGGCUCAGGUAGCAUCGACUUUAUGGAGUUCCUCAAGCUCAUGCGCCUCGUGCGCAACCGCUGGAGCCGGGAAAAGCUGGCAAAGGAGAGGGCGGCAGUUGCUGACACCAAGUUCUCGGUGCGGGAGCUGAAAGAGUUCCGAAAGGUGUUCAAGGCCUGGGAUGCGAACGAAUCGUUGGACUUGAAUUUCGAGGAGUUGCAGAAGAUGAUCGCCUCCAUCACUCGGGUGGCCCAGGGGGCCAGGGGAGAGAAGGAGCUACACGACAUCUUCCGACUGUUCGAUUCCAACAACGACAAUGCCCUGGACUUUCCUGAGUUCCUCCGAGUGAUGCGGAAGCUGGUGGCGGAGAAUUGGCGGGGCAUCAACGACUCGGCGCGCCGACUUUCGAGGCCGGAGAUCCCUUUCUUUGACGGAGCCCUCGCGAAUGACGUCGUGGUGGAUCCAGGGUCCUGA